CGUAUUCUUUGUGUGGCAGCGUAGAGAAGCGCCAAAAGAGUGACCAUGGCAGAUGAAAAACCAAAGGAAUCAGUGAAGACAGAAAACAAUGAACACAUAAACCUGAAGGUAGCAGGUCAGGAUGGAUCUGUAGUACAGUUCAAGAUCAAAAGACACACACCGCUCAUCAAACUCAUGAAGGCCUACUGCGAGAGACAGGGACUGUCGAUGAGGCAAAUAAGGUUCAGAUUUGAUGGACAGCCAAUAAAUGAGACAGACACGCCAUCACAGUUGGAAAUGGAAGACGAAGAUACAAUUGAUGUGUUUCAGCAACAAACGGGAGGCCUGAUCUAAUCAACCACAUGCAUCACCACUUUCCUCCUCGACAUAACCAACCUUCCUGACCUGUGACACACACACACACAGCGGCUGCUUCUUUGCAACUUGUCCUUUUGUCUCAACAGAAUUCCAUGCAGAUGAAAUGUUCAUUUCUCUGCUACACAUAACUGCUGUAUAGUAUUUUCAUUCUUUCCCUUGUUACUUUUCUGUUUUUGUACAUAAACCACAUCCAGAUCACUUUAUGUUCAGGUUUUGUUUAUUCAUGCUAUAUUGUAGUAAAUGUUAAGGACUGCCCUUCCCAGUUUGAGGGGCUUGUUUUAAGGUUGUGGACAAAUAGGACUGGUGAUGGAGUAAGAAUGAAUAAAACUGACUUUAUUGAUCAUAUGUUGUUGGCCUGGGCUUGUUCAGAGUCCAGCGAGUGUACUAUUUUGGGACAGGCUAUUAGUGAACAGUAUAACCAGUUUGGAAAUUGCAAAUGUCUUCUGGUUUUGGAUCUUCUGAAAAAAAAAAUUGAUUUUAUACAUUUUUAUAUACUAGUGAAUGUGUAGAGAAAUGUUUUGAUCAACCAUUUAACUAGGCCAAGCUUCAAAUUUUGGGAAGCCUGAAUAGAUGUUUCACUCAGAUAAACAUCUGUAUUGUCUAUUAAGAUGCCUGUUAAAAUAAAGCUAUUGUCUUUU
Messenger RNA from Scomber japonicus (chub mackerel), 995 nucleotides. Its product is annotated as small ubiquitin-related modifier 2-like. The transcript has 4 exons. Gene Ontology annotation, cellular component: nucleus. Gene Ontology annotation, molecular function: ubiquitin-like protein ligase binding; protein tag activity. The coding region runs from base 46 to 333 and encodes 95 amino acids. The record is from RefSeq and is a predicted model, not a curated record. Gene Ontology annotation, biological process: protein sumoylation. Lineage: Eukaryota; Metazoa; Chordata; Actinopteri; Scombriformes; Scombridae.